AUGCAUAGCACUUUACAAGUGGACGUCUACGUGGCACCUGCAGUACCUGCUAGCACGGGGUCUCACGACCCAUCUAAAACCUGGUGGUCACCAAUAUCCUGCACUCUUAUCCAUGGGCCAAGAUCGGCAGUCCUGGUCGACACCCCUGUUACAGUAUCUCAGGCAGAGGAUCUGGGAAACUGGAUCAGGAAGACGGCACCAGGAAAGAAGCUUAAAUACAUCUACACCACCCACGCACACGGCGACCAUUUCUUGGGCAAUCCAAUCAUUUUAAGGCACUUCCCCGGAGCAACUUGCAUUACAACGAGGUCUGUAGCCGAUGGGGUGAAACAGACAUUGAAUACAGCAGUGUCCAGAUGGCAAGGGUGGUUUCCUGAUGGCCAGAUCCUAGCAGAGGGACAAGUUAUACCACACAUGUUACCCGAAACCGGUAAAUUUGACCUUGACGGCCACAGCCUUUACGGGAUCGAUGUUGCCCAUUCUGACACCCACGCGUCAUCCUUCUUGCACGUACCGGAUCUGCGCCUUGUGGUGGCGGGAGAUAUUGUCUACGGUGAAUGUCACCAGUUCUUGGCAGAGGCUAGCACGGCAGAGAAGAGGAGGGACUGGCUCAAUGCUCUUGAACAGAUUUCUAGCUUGCAGCCGAGCAUUGUGGUACCCGGGCAUAAACGAGCUUCUCAGUUGGAUGGCCCGUACUUGCUUGAUUUGACCAAGGAAUACAUUUUAGCGUUCGAGGAAGAAUUGGAACGCUUGACGGACGCGGGAACAGUGGAAGAGGCUAUGAAAAUUAGGUAUCCGCAACGUUGGAAUAACUUUCUUUUGGAGAGGAGCUGUGGAAGUUCUGUUUCUGCUUUGUGA
Aspergillus bombycis is the source of this 858-nucleotide messenger RNA. Its product is annotated as MBL fold metallo-hydrolase. NCBI's taxonomy places the organism in Eukaryota, Fungi, Ascomycota, Eurotiomycetes, Eurotiales, Aspergillaceae. Bases 1 to 858 code for a protein of 285 amino acids. The transcript has a single exon. The record is from RefSeq and is a predicted model, not a curated record.